Coregonus clupeaformis (lake whitefish) is the source of this 4629-nucleotide messenger RNA. RefSeq names its product SON DNA and RNA binding protein a (gene sona). The record is from RefSeq and is a predicted model, not a curated record. Gene Ontology annotation, biological process: regulation of cell cycle; regulation of mRNA splicing, via spliceosome. Gene Ontology annotation, molecular function: RNA binding. The transcript is spliced from 7 exons. Lineage: Eukaryota; Metazoa; Chordata; Actinopteri; Salmoniformes; Salmonidae. Bases 124 to 3855 code for a protein of 1243 amino acids.
AACUACCCCCCACCCAAAAAAUAAUAAUAAUAAAAAUAAGAAAUUACUAGUUCCAGCUAAGAUGUUGGGAAAUGUGAGAUGUCUGGCAGCUAAGAUGAUGAGAGAUCUCCACACUCGGUACAAAUGAAUAUUCUCUGGUUAUCGGAGUUUCACCAGCAACUGGAAACAGACACCAGUGGCCAGACAUGCUCCGGAACUUUGGCGACUAGUGGGGAUGAUGCAGCAGAGAGUGAACACACUCUAGAGGAAAUGUCUGCAAAAGAAGGAAGUGAGAUGCCGCACAAGAAGAACAAGAAGCACAAAAAACACAAGGGCAAAAAGAAGAAGAAGAAACGCGGCAAGGGAGAGCGGGCGACCAGCUCAGAGUCGGCUCCAGAGUCCGAUGUAGAGAAGCCGCCAGUCAGAACCAGAGCAGGCUCAAAGAGUGCUGGCCUAGUGGCCUCUGAUGCAGGAGCAGACACAAAAGAGGAGGCAACAAAGGACUUGAUCACAGAUAAACCUGAGAUAAGUGAUGCUAAAUCCAGAAAACACAAAAGACAUGUUGGGAAAAAGAAGAAAAAGAGGAGGAGAAAAGGGGAAGAAAAGCAGGAGAAGAACUCACCUUCACACUCCCCAUCAGAAAACGAAUCUAUGUCAGGGACAGAUUCUGAGUCUGAGGGGAAGCCAGCUGGCACGGCAGUGCAAGCAUUUCCCAUGCUGUCUAAGGCCAGACAAGAGGAGAGGGUGUCCUCCCUAUGCGUAACUCUCGGCCAAAAAGAGGGAUCUCUGAAAAUGUGUCAAACCUCAGAUGAGGAGUCUGCGGAUGCAAGAGGAAAGACGGAAGAGAAUGCGCCCCCUGCUGACAGGGAUGACCAAACAGUCUCUGUCAUAAAGGCAGAAGAUCCACGGAGCGACAGGAGCUUCAGCCACACCCAGGAGCUUCCGGACAUCAUCCCCAAGCAAGGCGGCCAGAGGGAGGAGACCAGAGGAGGAUUAGAGCUUGAGCAGGACGGCCAGAAGGAGGACAUCAACGCAGGGCAGAGGUCAAAUGUGAAUAACCAUGCUCCCUCCAGGUCAAGGUCACAGUCACUGACGGACACUAAAAGAGCCAGAUCGAGUCUUAGUCGUUCGACAAGCCCCAAGCGGUCCAGAUCAAGCCGCAGACGUUCACGAAGCCCCAAACGAUUGUCUCGAUCCGGCUCAAAGAGCAUGACUCCCAAGAGGAAGCAGUCUAAGUCCCUUAAAAGGGCAGGACGUAAGUCCCCUUCUUUGUCCCCUAGGACAGGACGUAAGUCUCUUUCUCUCUCCCCUAGAAGAGGAUACAAGUCCCCUUCUCUGUCCCCCAGGAGAGGAUGGAAGUCUCCUUCUCUGUCCCCUAGAAGAGGAUGCAAGUUGUCUCUGUCCCCUCGGAGGGGACGCAAGUCGUCUCCUUUGUCCCCUCGGAGGGGACGCAAGUCGUCUCCUUUGUCCCCUCGGAGGGGACGCAAGUCGUCUCCUUUGUCCCCUCGUAGGGGACGCAAGUCGUCUCCUUUGUCCCCUCGGAGGGGACGCAAGUCGUCUCCUUUGUCCCCUCGGAGGGGACGCAAGUCGUCUCCUUUGUCCCCUCGGAGGGGACGCAAGUCGUCUCCUUUGUCCCCUCGGAGGGGAAGCAAGUCGUCUCCUUUGUCCCCUAGGAGGGGACGCAAACUGUCUCCUUUGUCCCCUAGGAGGGGACGCAAACUGUCUCCGUCUCCAAGACAAGGGCGGCGGUCUGAGUCCAGGCCUCGCAGUCGUGUCAGGAGGUUGAGGACCAGAACCCCUCCCCCUCGUCGUGGUAGGCGCUCGAGAUCCCGCUCGCCUGUGAGGCUGACUCGCCGCUCACGCUCCAGAUCUAGACGGCUCCGUCGCUCCCGGUCCCCGUCUCGCAGGAAGAGGUCCCCCCCCAGGACACGACAGUCCCGGUCUCCGGUCAGGAGAUGCAAGCGGACUCGCUCCCGCUCCGUCGUGAUCCUGAAGAGGAACAGGAAAGGCUCACUGUCCAAAUCCCCAACCGGCAAGAACAACAAGUCCCGCUCCAGGAGCUGCAGGAAAUCCAGGUCACCAGUACAGAAAACACUUUCUAGAUCACCGAAGCGGAGCAGGACAAAGUCCAGAUCCCCAAGACGCAGUAAAACAUCAACAUCACCAUGUAACAGGUCUCAUACUCCUAAAUCCAAAUCCCUGAAAAUAAGUAAGCAUUCAACAUCAAAAUCACCCAAAAGAGACAUAUCGAAAUCCAGAUCUGUCUCAAGCGACAGGCAAUCUGAGAGCGUAUCCCCAGAACGCUCAAGAUCCAGGUCUACUGCCAAAGACCUGAAGUCUCCGAAAUUGUCCGACAAACAUACUGCAGACAAGACUGUGAAUGAUGAAGCGCCUAUGAAGCCUCUUGGGGAGGCUGUAGCAGCAGCUGCAGCAGGGCCUUGGAAACCCCUCCCUUGGGCUGCAGCCUCCAGUUCUAUCAUACACGGCAAGCCAGUGACUGGGCAGGCUGACGAGAGCAGCUCUGAGAUUCCAUCUGAAGACCACGACUCCGUAGCAGAAGACCCAAAGGGGGCAAGAAGCCCAACAAGCUCCUCCUCUGAAGAGCCAGAUGAGCAUGCUACCUCCAGGUCUGUUUCACCAGAGACCGUUCCUGCUGAUCGCCGCUACAGGUCCUCAUCUUCUAAAUCCUCCAUCAAGAAGACAUCAUCCUCAAAACAACGGCAGUCCUCAACAUCAGCAUCUCCUGCCAGGAAGUCCCACUCACCUGCCGGCAGAAAGAUGUCCACCUCUCUCUCACGGAGGUGCUCCCGGUCCAAGUCCACCUCUCCCUCUCAGUCCAUGUCUGCCUCCAGAAGGAGACGUUCCAAGUCCCCAGCCAGGAAAAGGAAGUCUGUCUCCCCCCCUGCCAGACGGAAGAAGAGGUCCAAGUCCAGAAGUCCUGCCCGGCGCAAGAGAUCACGCUCUAAGUCACCAGCACGGCGCAGGAAGUCACGGUCCAAGUCCAGGACCAAGCGCUCCAAGUCCCGCUCCCCGGUCAGAAGGAAGAGGUCCAAAUCCACAGACCGGAGCAAACGCCCCAAGUCUCGUUCUCCAGGCCGGAGGAGAAGGUCCGGGUCGCGACGGCGCCGACCCAUCAUGCGCAAUCGCUCGUUUGACCGGCGCGACCGAUGGAAACGAGAACCAAGCCACUCGCCCAUCCUCAUCCUCCGCAAGCGCCGGUCCACAUCUCGAACCCGCCGUAGUGCCAGCAAGACCCCUCCUCGUCUCACUGAGCUGGACAAAGACCAGCUCCUGGAGAUAGCGAAGGCCAAUGCAGCCGCCAUGUGUGCUAAAGCAGGUGUGCCCAUUCCAGAGAGUCUGAGACCCAAGGCCAUCCUCCAGCUUCCCUUGCCCAACCCAGCCCCAACCCCUCUGAAUCUGCCUCUUCCCCUGCCCUUGCCUCUCAACAUGCCCGGCAUGGGAAUGCCCAACAUGAACAUGCCCAACAUGAACAUGCCCAACAUGAAUAUGGGCAAUAUGUCCAAUAUGGCCAUGAGUGCUGCCAUGGCCAGUAUGAAAGCUGCCACCAUGACUGCAGCCCUCACCAACAUGGCCCAGAUGUCAAACAUGCCCCAGAUGGCUCCCCUCCCCACCAUCACCAACAAGCCCCCUCCUAGCCAGGCUCCCCAAACAACCCUUCCCCCCCUCAACCUGGACCACAUAGAGGAGGUGAAGAGGAAGGUGACUCAGCAGGCCAACAUCUACAGCAUCAAGGAGCUCACCGAGAAAUGUAAGAUGAUAGCGGCGAAUAAAGAGGAGAUGGCCAUAGCGAAGCCGCACGUGUCUGAUGACGAGGAUGAGGACAGGAAGCCCCGUAGCAAGAGCUUCUUAAGUUAACUUUCUUUGGGGCGCAUCAGAGGCACUCCCCAUGGAUACCAUCACCGGGUGGACAGAAGUGCAGGUUGUUGUGGAUACAGAGCAGGAACCGUGUCAGAUACUGCCAGCCCGUGUUCCCUGGACAAUCAUUCCCUUCCCUGCCCCUCCCAUCAGUGCUCUAGCUGUCUGGGGAAGUGUUUGAAACGUCAGUGAUCCUGUGUCCUAUUCCAAAGACUGGCCUGAGUGUUCCUGUGUGUCAUUGGACGGAUUGGAGUGUGUACAGUGUGGUUACUCCUAGCUUCUACAUGUUGCUCAGACAGAGCUCUCUGGACAAUGACUGAAGCAAAAGGAAAGAAGGAACAUAUUUUCUAUGUUUUGGCGACCCUUUCUAAUGUUAAACUACUGUUAAUUUUUUAUUGUGUUCAGUAAUUAAAUUUCCAGCUCAUGGUUCCUUUAGUGACAUUUUAACCUGUAAUUAAGUGAACUGCUCGGACUGCUCUCGGCACGCUCAGACACACAAAUACACACAUCAGUAAUAUGAUGGUCAAGUGUGUCCUUACUGACGGGCAGAACGACCAGGUCUCUCCAUUGAGAAGACAAGCUUAUCAGGGCUUUGUAGGAUCCACUCUAAAUGUUUUGUCACUUCUCUAUAUGUGGUAGUAUAAUUAACUGAUGUAGUAUUUAGCUGUUUUAAUGACUGAAAAUACAUUUUAGGAUUUCCUUGGUCAGUAGUAGGGUAUUAUUUGGCUGGCUUUGUACAUAAUGUGUUGAUUAUUAAAGGAAACCAAAAAAUGA